Molecule: messenger RNA, 1848 nt
Organism: Coccidioides immitis RS
Lineage: Eukaryota; Fungi; Ascomycota; Eurotiomycetes; Onygenales; Onygenaceae
Product: proteasome regulatory particle subunit
Exons: 6
Coding region: 64-783 (239 amino acids)
Cellular component (GO): cytoplasm; nucleus
Molecular function (GO): protein binding
Source: RefSeq, a predicted model, not a curated record
CAUGACGAGACUAGAAGUUGAUGACUCUUUAAUUUACUACUUGCGGAAUUAAUUGCCCAACUAAUGGAUCCUGAUUAUCAUGCCAAAUUUGCUAUACACGAGGCUACUCGUGAAGGGAAGACUUCUGAAGUUGAGUCUCUGCUCAACGCCAACCCAAAGCUUGCUGUCCUGAGAGAUGGCGAUGACCGCUUGCCCAUUCACUGGGCUGCAGCUUACAAUCAAUUGCCCAUAGCUCGACUGUUAGCUUCUCAGAAAAAAUUUGAUCCAGAUGUUACCGACUCUUCGGGAUGGACCCCUCUCAUGAUCGCGGCUAGUCUGAAGGACAAUGAAGGCCGGCCCAUGAUAGAGCUCCUUCUACAAAAGGGUGCAGACGUCAAUCUAAAAAGCACCACAGGCCAGAACGCAAUUCAUUUUGCAGCCUCCAAGAGCAACACGGACAUUGUUCGUACUCUCAUCUCUAAUGAAUGCAGUGCCAGAGUCCGCGAUAAUCGAGGCCAACUUGCUCUCCACCGUGCCGCGGCAAUCGGCUCAGUUCCAAUACUCAAUAUCUUAUUGCGAGAAGGGAGAAGUCCACUGAAUGCUACUGACGUGGAUGGGUUAACUGCAUUGCAUCACGCAAUUUCAGAAGGUCAUGGGGAGGCCGCAUUAGUACUCUUGCGCGCCGGUGCGGAAGUAGACAAAAGGGACAAUGAAGGGAGGUUGGCCAUUGAUUUGGCUCCUGAUAUCAAGGUUCGGAAGUAUAUCCUACAAGCCGCUGAGCGGGAAGGAAUUGAGUUGCCAUGAUGAAUUUAAUGCCUCUAAUUUUGUUUUAAUACCUUCAAAUGAUCAGCAAACCCCUCAUGGAACAGAAAAUACAAUAAUAUUACCCAUAGAGUUGGGUCUUGGGUUGAACUUGUCGAAUAUAUAUACUGCUGGUCAUUUCAUUGUACUCUCCACAAGCUCCCGGUAUAUCUUCUUUAAAUCUUGGAUAUCUGCCUUCUGUUCCUCGACGAGCUCGCUCUUCUCACCAAGCAUUUCGAGUGUAGUCUGGUAUCUUUCAUCUAAGUCCCUAACGGCUGCCUCUAAAUCUUGUAUUCGCUUAUCGCAAGUUCUUUUUUCUUCCACUUCUUUCAUCAAUGCAACGACUUCCUGUCUGGCUUCAUCUCUUUGAUUUGUUAUGCAAACUAGCUCAUCCUUAAAUGCGGCUCGUUCAUUUUCCAAACGGCGGACCGUAGCACUCAUCCUUUCAACAAGUUGAACCGAGGGACCAGCAGCAACCGUAGAAGCAGAGACUAUAUCAUUUAUCCCCUUGGACUGAUGGGUUUCCGGAGCUGAUGGGGUUACAGGGCUUAUAGCUCCUGUGAAAUACUCCUCUGGCUCUAACACCUGCACGGAAGAAAUCUCCAACGACGCCGAGGAAUUGUCAUGGGGAAGAUGCCGAAGGCAGAGACUUGAAUUUAGUGAUGAAUAUGAACUUUGUCUGGGUGGGGUAUUUAGUCCUGGAGGGAAAAGGGGGAGCACUGGCGAUCGGCGGCUUGAAGGCCGGUCAGGCAUGGUUGCAAGAGUUUCAGACUUCCGGUUUGCUGUCAUAGGUGAUUCGCUAUGUGGGUGAAGGUAUGGUGGCGAGGAUGAUAGCUGCUCAUGCCAUUUCGACUUCUCCUCUUCGAGGCGUUGAGACCAUGCAGCAUCCUGGCGCUCUCUUUCAGUUUCGAAUGUUUGCUUCGCUUCAAGAAGGUCGGCCUCUGCCUUAAGGAGCCUUUGUGAUAACUUCUUUACUUCUCGUCUACUUUCUUCUAGGUCUCUUUCCAUUUCCUGGAAAGCUUCGUGGGAGUUCUCGACUUCGGUUUCAAUACGCUUAGAUUUCAGGUU